This is a messenger RNA of Raphanus sativus (radish), 1125 nucleotides long. RefSeq names its product E3 ubiquitin-protein ligase RFI2. Gene Ontology annotation, molecular function: ubiquitin-protein transferase activity. The coding region runs from base 96 to 1013 and encodes 305 amino acids. The transcript has 3 exons. Lineage: Eukaryota; Viridiplantae; Streptophyta; Magnoliopsida; Brassicales; Brassicaceae. The record is from RefSeq and is a predicted model, not a curated record.
UACUCAAAAAGCUUUCCACCACAAAACUAAAAUUCAGAUUUCAACAAUGAGAUUCUGAGAUUUGGGUUUUUGAUUGUUAAAAAAUUAUUAUAGUUAUGAAUUUAGGAAGCAAUAAUAACAAUGAACACAAAGAAUUCGCUUUUGACCUCAACGUCAAACCUGUUGAGGAUGACAAUUCCGAUGUUCCUGAAAACUCAGAUUUGUGUACGAUUUGUAUUGAGCCGUUGGUCAAGACACGGGACGAUCGUCGAACAAUUGUUACUCUAGCAUGUGGCCAUAAGUUCCAUCUCGAUUGUAUUGGUUCAGCCUUUAAUGCAAAGGGCUUUAUGCAGUGCCCAAACUGUAUGCAAAUAGAACCAGGUCAAUGGCGAUUUGCAAACGACCCUCCACUCCCAAAUAUUAGUGAGGGUGACUGGAUUACCGAAGAAGAAGAUGAUGAUGCAAACAGUGAUAGGGCUCAACAAUCUCCUGUUGCUGCUUCUGUCGGUCCAAAUUUCAGUAGCUACAGGAUCACCGCCACAGGGGAAGUCCAACAGAGGGCUCCACCAUCUCAUCAGUUGAUUUUCCCGAGGGGUUUAGAGCCAGGGGUGGUGACAGGGAGACACUAUCUUGCACAUCCAUCUUUCUACCCCACUCCCCCAGUACGCAAUGCUCCACUGUUUCUGCCUUAUCCAAACACCAGCACAGUGCAAGUUAACCGGAUUCCAUCACUCUUUGGCGAUUUACCAGUCCCAGGUAGUCGUAUGUUUUCGUCUGGUACGGAACAAUUGGCUGGAGAAAUCGCACAUUCUUGGUCUACUAGUUUAAUGUAUGUGAGCCCGAGCCUUUUUCGCAGCAGUAGCCGUGCAGGCGGAACAAGUGUUAAUAACGGCUACAGCAUUGGAUCAAGCAGCAGUAAUGGUGGAAGAGGCGGAGGUGGAAGAGGCGGAGGUGGAAGAGGCGGAGGUGGAAACGGCAACCGUAAUGGAAUGAGUGGUGGUAGCCACUCAAGAGGCUGCAGACCUCCUCCCUAAGCAAUUAUGUUUACUUUAUUAUAUUCUCAUGAACCUUUGACAAGAGAAAGUGAACUUGUUUUUUUUUAAUGAUUUCAGCAAAACUAAGACUAUUUUUUCAGUUUAUUAUAUA